AUGAAAAGGAGGAGGUGGGAGAGUAACCUCCACUGGGAUAUCAUUUAUGAAAUCCUGUUGAGGUUACCUGUGAAGUCACUUGUUCGAUUCAAAUGUGUGUGCAAAUCAUGGCUUUCUCUCAUCUCUGAUCCUCACUUUGCAAAAUCCCAUUAUAACCUAUCUGCUUCACCCUCCCACAAGCUUCUCCUGAUAGAGCGUUCUGGUUCCGAAACUCGAUCCCUAGAUGUGGAUGCAUUUCUUCAUACUGAUGCAAGCGUCAUUCUCCGACCUCCAAAGCCUGGUAAACGUCCUAGUCUUGAGAUUUUGGGUUCAUGUAGAGGGUUUCUCUUUAUCGAAAGAUACCCAAAUCUUUAUCUACUGAACCCAUCAGUUGGUUUCCUCAGAGACCUAUCAUACUUUGAGAUUGGGCAAGAACAUCACAAUGAGGUGAAACCCUUAAUUGGUUUUGGAUAUGAUCCAUCCACUGAUAAUUAUUUGAUAGUUGUGCUUUUCUCAACCUUUAAUAAUGAUGAUAUGGCAGACCGUUUGGUCAUUUUCUCUUUGAGAACCAAUUCAUUGAAAGAAAUUCAGAUGCCCCAUAUUCCCUUCUAUUAUUCUGAAAAUCAAUCAUUGCUUUUUAAUGAUGCUAUUCAUUGGUUGGCUUAUGGUGAAAAUAGAUUGAAAGUCAUUCUUGCUUUUGAUCUGAUAAAAGAGAAUUUUUAUGAGAUAUCUCUGCCAGAUGGUGAUUUCACAAUUGGAUUUUCAUUUUGUAAUUUGGGAACUAUGGGAGGAUGUCUCUGUUUAUGUCAAUUUGAUCGUAGUAAAACUAUAGUGUGGAUUAUGAAAAAAUAUAAAUUGCAGUCAUCUUGGAUUAUGAUUGAGAUUGCUAGGAACCUUUCCGCUGCAUGCAUGGCCAAAGGUGGUGAACUUGUUGCAUUAAGUUUUGAUGAUGGAGAAUUGAUGAAAUUUAAUGACAAAGGACAAUUUCUUGAACGUUGUGAAUAUUAUUUCGAUGAUCUGAGUGGAUUUGAAGUAGCUGCGUAUACAGAGAGUCUUCUUUCACUCCCUAUGAAACAACCUCAAAAGAACCAGAUCAGAAGAAAUAGGAAUGCUUAA
Molecule: messenger RNA, 1095 nt
Organism: Gastrolobium bilobum
Lineage: Eukaryota; Viridiplantae; Streptophyta; Magnoliopsida; Fabales; Fabaceae
Product: F-box/kelch-repeat protein At3g06240-like
Exons: 1
Coding region: 1-1095 (364 amino acids)
Molecular function (GO): protein binding
Source: RefSeq, a predicted model, not a curated record